Messenger RNA from Oenanthe melanoleuca, 1077 nucleotides. RefSeq names its product EH domain-containing protein 2-like. Gene Ontology annotation, biological process: endocytosis; endocytic recycling; cilium assembly. NCBI's taxonomy places the organism in Eukaryota, Metazoa, Chordata, Aves, Passeriformes, Muscicapidae. Gene Ontology annotation, molecular function: cadherin binding; GTP binding. The coding region runs from base 1 to 1077 and encodes 358 amino acids. Gene Ontology annotation, cellular component: recycling endosome membrane; early endosome; plasma membrane. The record is from RefSeq and is a predicted model, not a curated record. The transcript has 5 exons.
AUGCUGAGGCGGCUGCGGCGGGCGCGGCCCGCGGGCCCCGCGGAGCCGGCGCUGGCGGAGGCGCUCAAGGCGCUGUACCGGGCCAAGCUGCUGCCGGCCGAGCGCGCCUACGGGCUGGGCGCGCUGCCCGCGGCGCUGCAGGACGCGGAUUUCGAGGCCAAGCCCAUGGUGCUGGUGACCGGGCAGUACUCGAGCGGAAAAACCUCCUUCAUCCAGUUCCUGCUGCAGCAGGAGGUGCCCGGGGCGCGCGUGGGGCCCGAGCCCACCACGGACUCGUUCGUGGCCGUGAUGCACGGGCCGAGCGAGGGGCUGAUCCCCGGGAACGCGCUGGUGGUGGAUCCCCAAAAACCCUUCCGGCAGCUGGACCCCUUCGGGAACGGCUUCCUCAACAGGUUCUUCUGUGCCACGAUGAACAAUCCGGUGCUGGAGAGCAUCACCCUGAUCGACACCCCCGGGAUCCUGGCGGGGGCCAAGCAGAGGGUCUGCAGGGGCUACGACUUCCCGGCCGUGCUGCGCUGGUUCGCCGAGCGCGCCGACCUGGUGAUCCUGCUGUUCGACGCGCACAAACUGGAGAUCUCGUCCGAGUUCUCGGCGGCGCUGGCGGCGCUGCGCGGGCAGGAGGAGAAGCUGCGCGUGGUGCUGAACAAGGCGGACGCGGUGGGCGCGCAGCAGCUGAUGCGCGUCUACGGGGCGCUGAUGUGGGCGCUGGGGCGGGCGCUGGGCGCGCCCGAGGUGCCGCGGGUGUUCAUCGGCUCCUUCUGGGCGCGGCCGCUGCGCAGCGCCGAGAACCGGCGGCUGCUGGAGCUGGAGGAGCGGGAGCUGCUGCGGGAGAUCCGCGAGCUGCCGCGGAACGCGGCGCGCAGGAAGGUCAACGACAUGGUGAAGAGAGCGCGGCUCGUCAGGCUCCAUGCCCUGAUCCUGUCCCGGGUUUCUGGGGGUUCCCAUGGAUUUUGGGGUGACCCAGGCCAGCAGAGCAGCAGCCCCCAGACCCCAGAGAGCCCCCAGAGAGACCCCAGGGGAGGCAGCAGCAGCCCCAGGGCCCAGCUCACCUUCUGGGCCCCGGAGAAGGCGUGGUAG